AACGGAAGUGGUACUGCCCUGAACGAUACGCUAGACGGAGGACGGAGGCUGAAUCGUCCAGAGGAAAAAGUAGGAUCUGAGAGUUGCCAAUAUUUCUAGAAAAUGGAUAAGAACGAAAAGGUACAGAAGGCCAAGCUUGCUGAGCAGGCAGAGCGCUACGAUGACAUGGCUGCUGCCAUGAAGUCUGUGACUGAGGAGGGUGGGGAGCUCUCCAAUGAGGAACGCAACCUGCUUUCUGUUGCAUACAAAAAUGUGGUUGGUGCACGCCGUUCAUCCUGGCGUGUUAUCUCCAGCAUUGAGCAGAAAACUGAGGGCAAUGAGAAAAAACAGCAGAUGGCUCGUGAAUACCGGGAGAAGAUUGAAGCUGAGCUACAGGACAUUUGCAAUGAUGUGCUGGGGCUUCUGGAUGAGUAUCUCAUUGCCAAAGCGUCCUCUGCUGAAAGCAAGGUGUUUUAUCUGAAAAUGAAAGGCGAUUAUUAUAGAUACCUCUCUGAGGUAGCAUCUGGGGACUCCAAGAGCACUACAGUUGAAAACUCCCAGCAAGCGUAUCAGGAUGCAUUUGACAUCAGCAAGAAGGAUAUGCAGCCAACACACCCCAUCAGGCUUGGCCUUGCCCUCAAUUUCUCGGUCUUCUUCUAUGAAAUCCUCAACAACCCGGAGAGGGCCUGCCUCCUGGCCAAGUCGGCAUUUGAUGAAGCCAUUGCUGAACUUGACACUUUGAACGAGGAUUCCUACAAAGACAGCACCCUAAUCAUGCAACUACUUAGGGACAACCUGACUCUGUGGACAUCAGAAAACCAGGGAGAUGAGGGAGAGACCGGAGAAGGGGAAAACUAAUGGAAUUGCACUGUUAAUCCACCUACACUCUUAUCUUAAACACAGACAGCUUAUAUACAUCCCCCUCCACUCCAUCAGCCCCUCCCCCUUCUGUAUGACAAGCAGCCUGAAUUGCUCCUGACCAACUAGUUUACCCCUCUCAGUUCACUGUGAGGCGACAGGGUAAUUUUCAGUUGUUAGCAGGUUCAGUCACUUUGUGGAAAAUCAUGUAUUGAGUAGCAAGUCCAUGUUGCUGUUUUUGUUGGCUUUGUGUGCAUGUGUCUGCUAGGUUGUGUUUUGAGAGAGAGCUGGUGUGAUUUGACUUGAAUGGCUGACUGGCUGUGAAUGGGGUGUGUGCGUGCGUGUGCGUGCGUGUGUGUGUGUGUGUGCAUGUGUGUGUUUAUGUGUGUGUGCGUGGUGGUGGGGGGGUUGUGAAUUCUAAUCGUCCUUCCUUAAUGCCUUUGUCCCCACUAGGUUGUUGUGUGUUUUUCCAUCCUUUUUUUUGUUACAUUAUUUUUUUUGUGAUUCGUCAUGGUAUUAACAGGUUUUACGUAAGGUCACUAAACUGGCAGUUGAUUUUCACCAAACACUGUGAUGCUAGGUGUUCCGUUUGCUUCACAAACCAAAUUGUUUGAUUUUGAAAUUCAGUCACUGUACAAUCCUGUAUUUAAGUAACUGCAAUUCUGCUGUGGGCUCAUACAGAAAGGAGGCAGGCUGUAUUGUGACACUGGCAUCUUGGUGUUGUGCUCUCUGAUCAUGUUCACAAAUUAAACAUUUAAGUUUGAUUAAGGGAGCCCUUAGUGUCAUGUUAGAUUUCCCCAAUGUAAAACAUUCCACUUUAUUAGUUUUUUUUUUCUUAAGGCAGUGCUUUUUUAUAUAACUGUGGAUUGUUGUUGUCGUAGUUAAACUUGCUAUUCAGGUGCUGCUUGAACUCAGUACAAUGAAAAUUGUAUGUGCUUAAAUGUGGUUCCAUGUAUUUUGCAAGACUGGCUUAUCAUCUGUAUGUAAAACAUGAAGUAACCUUUUAUUGAUGUUAAUUGAAACUGUUAUCACACUGUACCAACCCUGCUUGCAAAAUAUUCCUCUUACAGCGGUUGUUUUCUCAAGUUUUCGUGCCUGGCUUUCUCUUGCAGCCUCUGGUAUUUUAGUCAGUGGCAGCAGCUAUUUUGUUUUUCUUUUUAGAGAAAUUUCAGGAAGUGCAAGUUUGACUGGACACAUUUCCAUUCACAACAAAAAUUGAGAUUUUGUCUUAACCAAGGUGUUUCACUCAUCAGUUUAAGGUCGCCAGUAUGAACAAUGGGCUCUGAAAUUAUUUUUACUUUCGAUAUGCACAUAUGAGAACCCCUCCAUCACUUUGGAAGAAGCUCAGUGUCACAAUACCAUGUUCUCCACUACAUUCCACAUACUGUAGUUGAAGACACCAUUCCACAUAUAGCUGACAGUCUGUUUACUUUGACAAUGUUCCAAUGGAUUGAGAUAAUCUUAAGUUGAAAAAAAAUUGUGUCAAUUUAUCUCUAUGCUUGAUAAAAAUGCAGUUAGUGAAUGUGGAACAAAGCCUGUCUGUUUAUCAGGUAUCUCAACUUGCUUUGUUUUUACUGACAAGUCUUCUGGCUAAAAUUUGCUUCUGUAACAGUCUAUUACCCAGUGCACACGUGGUUGUGAAAAUUUUAGAAUAGCUCAAGAGCAAUGAUGAAAUGGAGAUAAACAAUGGUUGGUGUAAUUCUAGAUUUGUGUAUGUAUCUUAAAACCAUUCUAGUUUCACUAUACAUGUAAGAAAUAGGAAAGUGUCAAAGACCAUUCAGUGAAAUAAAGUUUCGUUUAAGAUAACAGGCAAA
Lampris incognitus (smalleye Pacific opah) is the source of this 2651-nucleotide messenger RNA. Its product is annotated as 14-3-3 protein beta/alpha-1-like. Gene Ontology annotation, biological process: signal transduction. NCBI's taxonomy places the organism in Eukaryota, Metazoa, Chordata, Actinopteri, Lampriformes, Lampridae. The coding region runs from base 103 to 837 and encodes 244 amino acids. The record is from RefSeq and is a predicted model, not a curated record. The transcript is spliced from 6 exons. Gene Ontology annotation, cellular component: cytoplasm.